AUGAGGCUACGAGACAGGCAGGGGGGAUGUGCCAGCACGAUAGGGCCAAGACCUGGGGGAUGGCCCAGCGGGGCCUCGUUUUGCGCUUACGCAAUGGACUGGCAGGAGAAGGAUCUCACGGACUGGGCCAGAGAGUCACUGCAAGAAAUCCUGCUGGACGCCCUGAAGGAUCCUUCUUCGCAGAAAGACGGUCGAGAGUCAUCGGCGGUGCGAGCGCCGCGGACGCCCUGGAGCUUCCUCGAGGUCCAGGUGCUCCGUGUGGAGGUGAGUGGAUUUGCAAGCCUCUGCGGUCGCAAGGGCCAGGUCAGCGUGGAUGCUGACCUGGACCUUGGUCUGCAGCUGGAGGUGGUCAAGGCAACUCGCUUCUACGACGCCGUUCCUCAGCGCUGGCCUGCGGUGCUGCGGGUCCCGGGCUUCCAGCCGGGCACGCGGCCCGAGCUGCAGGUCCAUUUCGAUGAUCCACAGAGCGAGGUGGCCGGCGAGGUCACCUGGUUCCUGCAGGAGGGCCUCGGUGCGAGGCUCUUGCAGCAUAAGCUGGCGAGGUGGGAAGCACUCACCAGGCGGCGCUUCGGCGAGGAGGUGGCCGCGAGCAGCGAGGGAUCGGCCAUCUGGCUGUCUGCAGAUGCCAUUCUCCGAGCCAGCCAGAAGCGGGCGAGAAAGCCGCCACUGCAGGACGCAAGCAAAACCACCCGAGCCCGAGCGGCGCCUACGGCCGGGCCGCAGAGACCUCGGAGACCCGCAGCGGCGGCGAGCCCUGCGCAAAGACUCCACGAGGCUGUCCGGUCCAGGAACUAUGGCGAGGCUUUUCUUGCUGAUCCGAGCCUCCUGAAUGCACGCUGUCCCAGCUCGGAAGAAGGGCUCUCGCUCCUGCACUCCGCGGUGCUCAGCAACUCACCAGACAUGCUCAGCCUGUGCCUUCUCCAGGCCCGUGCCGAGUUGGCGCCAAGGGACCUGCUUGGGCGCACUCCGCUCUUCAUGGCUCUCAAGAAGGGAAGCUUGGAGAUGUCUAAGUGCCUCCUGGAAGCUGGUGCUUUCGAGGCUGAAGAGGGAUCGCUGGUGGAGAAGCUCAGCCAAUGCCUGGACCUCCGCAGUGCCCCGGAGCUCUUUGAGCUGGUGGAUGCCAAGGAGAGGCCGCAAAGACAGGGCCGGGCGAUGCUGCGGGCCCUAAACCAGCGGGAUGCCAGGACUGCCGAGGCUGCACUGGAGGCUGGGGCGGACCCCUCCGUGGCCGAAGGCGGCGAGCAAGCACUCCACCUCUUGACAAAGUGGCGGCAGGAGCCGGUCGUGCGGUUGGAGGUUCAGAAGCUGGCUAGGAAGCUGGUGCAGGCACGCGCUGACGUCAACGCUGGCAACUCUCGCGCUGAGACACCGCUGCUCUUCGCUGCGCACCGUGGUGAUUCUUCCCUGAUCCAGUUGCUCUUGGAGCUGCGAGCCGACCCCGCGGCAGCCAACGAGGAAGGCAGCACGGCCUUGAUGUUUGCAGCGCACGGUGGGCACGAAGAAGUCUGCAAGAUGCUCUUGGAGGCCUACGCAAGCCCCGGCGCACGGAACAGCCAUGGGCUCACUGCCGAAGAGAUGGCCACAAAGCGUGGCUUCCGGAAGCUCGGGGCAUUGCUUGCUGCGCACGUCCUGGCACCGGCGACUCCGCUCAGGGUCCGGCCUUCCAGACAUCGGCUCGCGGGGACCGCGGGGACCGGGGAGGGCCAUCCUUGGGGGCCAAGCUCCUUCAGCAGAGCGCUUUGCAGGUGCGGAGCUUCGACCACAGCAGGCUCGGCGGGCUCGGCGAAGCGGAAGCCCUCAGCCGGCAGCCUCAGAGGCCGUGAAGGGCGCCUUUGUCUCAGGUGGGAUCGCAUCGUGGAGGACCUGGAGCGCCGCGGGGAGGUGGAAGAUCGACGAGAAGUAUUGGCGAAGCAGCCAGAGUACGUCUGGAAGAACGGCGGGACCCCGCUGCCAUCUAGGCUCGGAGAGCGUCUCUCAGUGGGUGCCGUUCGUCGCGAGAAGCAGGUCAUGGCUGAGCUUGAUGAUGAGGAGGUCGUGGCUCCCGAAGCCGAGCCGGAGGAAGAGGUGACGGACCUCAUGGGAGCCGUUCGCGGCGUACUCAAGAAGUCCCUGAUGGUGGACGGUGCAAUCCGAGGCCUCCAUGAGGUUGCCAAGCACAUCGAGGCGUGCAAGGCCCAGGUGGUGUUCCUUUCCGAGUCUUGCAACGAAGCCACCUACAAGAAGCUGAUCCAGGGCUUGUGCGUGGAGAAGAACGUGCCCGUGAUAGAUGUGCCUGACAACAAGAGCCUCGGCGAGUGGGCAGGCCUCUGCAAGAUCGACAAGGAUGGCAUGCCCAGGAAGGUGGUCGGCGCCAGCUGCGUUGCAAUUAUCGACUUCGGCGAGGAGGGCGAGGCGUACAACUUCAUGAUGAAGCACCUGGGAAAGCUCGGAGAGCGUCUCUCAGUGGGUGCCGUUCGUCGCGAGAAGCAGGUCAUGGCUGAGCUUGAUGAUGAGGAGGUCGUGGCUCCCGAAGCCGAGCCGGAGGAAGAGGUGACGGACCUCAUGGGAGCCGUUCGCGGCGUACUCAAGAAGUCCCUGAUGGUGGACGGUGCAAUCCGAGGCCUCCAUGAGGUUGCCAAGCACAUCGAGGCGUGCAAGGCCCAGGUGGUGUUCCUUUCCGAGUCUUGCAACGAAGCCACCUACAAGAAGCUGAUCCAGGGCUUGUGCGUGGAGAAGAACGUGCCCGUGAUAGAUGUGCCUGACAACAAGAGCCUCGGCGAGUGGGCAGGCCUCUGCAAGAUCGACAAGGAUGGCAUGCCCAGGAAGGUGGUCGGCGCCAGCUGCGUUGCAAUUAUCGACUUCGGCGAGGAGGGCGAGGCGUACAACUUCAUGAUGAAGCACCUGGGAAAGUGA
Molecule: messenger RNA, 2892 nt
Organism: Symbiodinium sp. CCMP2592
Lineage: Eukaryota; Dinophyceae; Suessiales; Symbiodiniaceae
Source: the annotation of a GenBank genome assembly